GCAAGAUCAAAAGCUCAGAGCCACACAGCAAGCACCAGGAUGACUGACUUAUCAACUAGCAGGCCCUCUGCCAAGAAUCCUAAUGUUGAAAAACAUCAGCCGUCUGACAAAAGUAAUAGCUCACAUUCUGACCCAAGCAGUACAGCUAGUACACCAACUUUCCCUAGUGUUUCAAAACCUUUUUUAAAAGGCAUCACAAAGAGCUUUUCAAGUGUAGUUGCUGGUACAAAUGCCUCAAGCACCACCACCAGAUCACGCACUAUAUGGAAUAGUAGUAUUGGCAACACUUCAGCAAAGAAAAUAGCUUCAGUGUCAGACUCAGGUUGGGUAAAAAAUUCAACCCAGAAGCCUUCUCAGCAGUCAUCACGAGGUGUUGUAAAACUGUCAAACCAGUCUCAGCCAGACAAAAAACAACCAGAGAAAAACCAAGAGAUGUACGGCAGACCUUUUGAUGAAAAGGCUACCUAUGAAGAUGAAGAUGUAGGAUUUAUUUUGCAGGAGUCGACUGAUAAAAUCCUCCAUGCCAACUCAUUAGAAAAAAGCACAUCAUCAGAAUCAAGUGUAGAUUCGUUAACAAAUUCAAGCCAUGCUUCCUCCAUUCACUCACUCUUGGGUGUCAAUGAUGACGCUUCAACUCAUUCUGAUCUAGAGAAAAAGCAAGAACUAGUCAGCAGCACUUCAGAUGAAAGAGCUAACUCCGAAGACAGUGAUGAUGGAUUGACAAGCCUCCAGUCUCAUUCCAACUCAUCAGAAAAAAUCACCUCUUCUGAGUCUAGUGUAGAUUUGUUAACAAAUUCUAGUCAUGCAUUCUCCAUUCAAUCACUCUUAGGUUUCAAUAAUGAAUCUUCAACUCAGUCAAAUCUAGAGAAAAAGCGAGAACUAGUCAGCAGCUCUUCAGAUGAAAGAGCUAGCUCUGAAGACAGUGAUAUUGGAUGCUCAAGCCUCCAGUCUUAUUCUAACUCAGCAGAAAAAAGCACAUCUUUUGAAUCAAGUGAAAAGUUGAUAACAAAUUCAAGCCCUGCUUUCUCCAUUCAGUCUAAUCUAGAGAAAAAGGAAGAACUAGUCAGCAUCUCUUCAGAUGAAAGAGCUAGCUCUGAAGACAGAGAUAUUGGAUGCAUAAUGUCACCAAACAAUUCCUCUCAACCAGAUGUGAACUGUCACGUGAUAAAUGCAUACACUGAUGUUGCUUGGCAUAAUUUUGUCAGCCAAACUGAAGCUUUCUUCCAAUCUCUACAAUCUGAAUUUUAUAGAAAACAAUCAACAUACCCAGAGUUUAAGAUAGAGCAAGAGCUAGUGAGCAGCUUUUCAGAUGAAAGAGCUACAUCCAAAGACUGUAAUGCUGAAUGUACAGGUCUGGAAGCGAUUGGACCAAUUGAUUUGAGUCUCAGGCCACAGUCCCAAUCCACCGCUUCAGAACAAUUAUGUAAUCAUAGUUUUCAAGACUCCCUGAUAAAGUCACCAAACAAUAAUUUGGUGGUCUCUCUGCCUAAUGAGAUGACCUCUCCAGUGAUGAAUGUUGAUGUCAAUGAUGCUUGGGAUGCUUUUGUAAACCAAACACAAGCUUUCUACCAAACUGUUGAUGGCCUACAAUCAACCCAUCCUAAGCUUGAGGAAAAUCAAGAUGAAAGAGUUACCUAUGAAGAUAGUGGUGUUGUAUGGACAAGCCAGGGAGCAAUGACAUCAUCGGACAUGAGCCACAAGCCACAUUCCACCUGUUCAGAUCAAUUAGAAAUGCUAUGUAUAUCUAUACAAGACAACCUUUUAAUGUCACCAAACAAUCCCUUGGCCAGCUCUCUACCAGAUGAGAUGACCUCUCCAGUGAUAAAUGCUGACAUUGCUAACACUACAAGGUUCUUUGAAAACCUGCUUCAUCCACAAGAUUUUUGUCGUACACCUGGAAAACAGAGGAACACUUCAAUGAUUGACAACUGUACAGAAAAAAAAGCAUUUGGUAACCCAUUUCACGUUCCAGCCUUUGACUCUCCAUUUCCUUAUAGUGACAGAGGGAGGAAAAUUUCAUUGAAUCAGAAUACUCUGGCCAGCAGUGUUGGACAUUCAGACAUUUGGCUUAACCAUUCCAUUGUUUUUGAAAGUCUUCAGCAGGAGCUUGAAGAUGAAAAAGAUUUGCGCCAGGCUGUUGAGAGAGAGGGUUUGACAUCACUUAAAGUGGAAAGAACAAUAUGGCUCGAAAAGCUUAAAAAUGUUGCGCUGAAUAAUAUUAAGAAUCUUGAGGAGUUAGUUAAAAGUGCUGGACAGAAAGAUGACCGUUAUGGUUACUCUCAACUGAAACAGAAAAUAAGAGACUGGACUCUGCACUUGGAAUUUUGUGACCAAGGUUUAAUUGAGGCUACACAAGGGGGACUACAGAUGACAACUUUAGAAAAAUUAAUGGACAGCCUUCAGGUAUCUUCAGCACCAAUCAGUAUUUUUAAAGAAGCUCCAGUUAGCCCAGUUUUACUAGAGCGAUAUGAAAGCGUCACAAGGGCCAUCCAAAGGUCCUUCCCUGGUUACCCAAGGAGCUCCAUUAUUACUAAACUUGAAGUGAUAAAAGCACUCUCUGGUGGAACACUGAAUAUGUUCAGCAACUAUCACCUGAUCAAAGCCAUAACAAAUUCAAUAAUUCAGGACAGGGUGCAACAGCAAAACCUAGCUUCUAACUACCUUGCUUCAUGCAGAAGAGUUUACUAUACUGCCUCAGGACCAAGAUAUAGUUGUUUAACUUCCAGUAAAAGAAGAUGUAGGACAGCGAGUCGCAGAGGUGGCCAUAAGUCAGCAAGUCAGAAUGAUGAACAAGGUCCAAGUCAAAAAGGUUGCCAAAGGACAACAGGUCAGAAAGAUGGAGGCCAAAGUAAAAAUGUUGGCCAAAGUAGAUCAAGUAAAAGAGCUAGAAGAGUCAGAAUGUUUUUUUUAUAAUCUAUCUAUUGGUGUGAUGAAACCAUCCCAAUUGAUCAGUUGAAUAUAAAUUGUGUGUAUUUGUCUUUUAUGUAUUUUUACUGAGACUUAGGCUUACUAUGAUGAAUCAUUAGUUUUAAUUUUCAAUGUAUUAAUUUUUUGUAUUUAGGAAAAAUAUCAAUGGCUUAUUUAUAUGCAUUUCCCUAAACAAGUUAUACUUUUUUCUUUCAUGCUAAUUCCCACAAUUUUUCUGGCCACAUCGAGUUCUAUUUCUGCUUCAACACUUUAUAUUCUUCUGGAUCAGUUAUGCUAGUUUUUGUUUAUAUUUGGUUCUCAGUGAUUUAGAAACUGAUUAGGAAGUUAUUGACUGGUUCUAUCAUUCUGUCAUUUUCACAGUGUGUUUAUCACACUACCUUAUUAGUAUUUGUUUCUUUGUAUUUGUAUCUUAUUGUUUGGCUGAUUGAAACAAUUAUUGAAUUUAUAAUAAUAGCACAGCAAUAUGUAAAAAAAUAAUUGAUCAUUUAUAGUUAUAAGGAUUUUUUAAACAUAUUCUCCGGCUAAUUCUAAGAUCCCCCGACAUUUACUUGCAUGCUUCAAAGCUAGAUUUUUGUGCCUUUUAAUAGAUUUGUAACAUUUUUUAAAUUCGCUUUGAACAUCAGUAUUUAUUGAUAGACCAAAUA
Molecule: messenger RNA, 3572 nt
Organism: Biomphalaria glabrata
Lineage: Eukaryota; Metazoa; Mollusca; Gastropoda; Planorbidae
Product: serine-rich adhesin for platelets-like
Exons: 9
Coding region: 40-2913 (957 amino acids)
Source: RefSeq, a predicted model, not a curated record